AGCCGCGCUUCGUCAAUGUCCAACUGAUGGACGACACGCGAUCCUGAGCGCGAGGAAGCUUCAAAAGAGAAAACGAACUGCCCAUGAUCUGAUCAUCGAGAUAAAACGCGAGUGCCAACGUUCAGGUUCGAGAUCCCAGCUGUGAUAGGUUCCUUGAUCACGGGGUGGAGUGUGGCCUGCGUGACGAAUCCUGCCAACUAUUUCCGGCGGUACACACGGCACCGCUGACCGCAAGGUGACGUUUGCUGUAAAUCGAGGUGUGCUGCUGCCGGAUUCGAAGGUAGAUACCGAAGGGGGGUGAGAGAGGCGAAACACGACUGGUGUAACACGUCAAACUGACGAAAGUCUGCGUCAAGCGUACAAGGAGGACCAACUAAGUUGUUGGAGAGAACGACAUCUCUGCAAAGCUCUGCGCACAGUGUUCUAUCGCACGCUCCGGUUGCAAGAUGGGCCUCACAAUCAGCAGCCUCCUCACUCGGCUGUUUGGUAAGAAGCAGAUGCGGAUAUUGAUGGUGGGCCUUGAUGCCGCCGGCAAAACCACCAUACUCUACAAACUGAAACUCGGUGAGAUUGUUACCACCAUACCUACGAUCGGCUUCAAUGUCGAGACAGUCGAAUACAGAAAUAUUUGCUUCACCGUAUGGGACGUGGGCGGUCAAGACAAAAUCCGGCCGCUUUGGAGGCACUACUUCCAGAAUACUCAGGGCCUCAUCUACGUAGUGGACAGCAACGAUCGCGAGCGUAUCGGUGAGGCGGAGCGUGAGCUGGCGAACAUGCUGAAGGAGGACGAACUGCGGGAUGCAGUGUUAUUGGUAUUUGCUAACAAGCAGGAUCUGCCCAAUGCCAUGUCCGCCGCCGAACUCACUGACAAGCUGGGCUUGAAUUCGUUGCGAGGACGUCAUUGGUAUAUCCAGAGCACUUGCGCCACACAGGGACACGGACUGUACGAGGGGUUGGAUUGGUUGAGUAACGAGCUGGCCAAAAAGUGAUAGCGCUUCACUAUACCCGGUACUUUAAGGAUAGCUCAUUCAUUCAGUGUGGACGUAGAAGAUGGGUGGAGAGAGUCACUCAACAGUUUCCAUCUUUGUCAAAUUAUAUCGAUGUAACAUCUAUCAUGUACAGUUUAACAAUCGCUGCGUUCAUAAUUGCUUACAGAAAUUGAUACAUCUUGCAAACUGAGGAUACUAGGAGCAAUUUUAAUAACUUUUUCAUCGCUGUACGCACGAUUGAUUGCGCUCUAGGAGCAAACUUGUUUUAUAGAAUGAAGAAAAAGGCAUUGAGAUACAACAGAUGAUUCUUCAUUUAUAAGAACACACACGCACGCGCGCGCGCGCGCGCGCGCGCACACACACACACACACACACACACACACACACACACACACAUGUUGUACAUAGUACUUAAGUUUUUCAUACAUGCUCAUUAUUUGCCAAGUAAAUUCUAAUUUUGCUCUUUGAUACAUCGAGUAACAAAGUACCGUUUUGACCAAUUGAUUUAAUGUGUGUAGAGCUUUUAUAUAUUAUCAUAUUUAUAUAUUAUCAUAUGUGAAAAACAUUGGUUAUCGCAAUUUAUUUCCCAUUUUGGUCUACGUCCGUGCUAUUUGUGAGGAAUGACAUAUACAAUGUAUUGUGAUGUUAUACACAUAGAUCAUUCACACUUUCUUGUUCUUCUAAUAAAUAUAAGUAAAUUUUGAGAUAAGUAACUUGCUAAUUAUAUAAGGCUUAUAGAUAAGUACUUGAUUAACUUUAAUACCAUGAAAGGAAAUAAAACUUAACUAAGGUUUCACAUGAACCGUGAUUUUCCUUUUUAAUAAAAAUAGACACUUGAAUUGUAAGAAGUGUGUUUAAAAAUUGUCACAAUAAAUCCUGAAAAUAUGGAAAAUA
Molecule: messenger RNA, 1883 nt
Organism: Pogonomyrmex barbatus (red harvester ant)
Lineage: Eukaryota; Metazoa; Arthropoda; Insecta; Hymenoptera; Formicidae
Gene: Arf102F
Product: ADP-ribosylation factor 2
Molecular function (GO): GTPase activity; GTP binding
Source: RefSeq, a predicted model, not a curated record